Cotesia glomerata is the source of this 1915-nucleotide messenger RNA. It is a transcript of the gene Vps45, whose product is annotated as vacuolar protein sorting-associated protein 45. NCBI's taxonomy places the organism in Eukaryota, Metazoa, Arthropoda, Insecta, Hymenoptera, Braconidae. Gene Ontology annotation, biological process: vesicle-mediated transport; intracellular protein transport. The transcript is spliced from 8 exons. Bases 126 to 1814 code for a protein of 562 amino acids. The record is from RefSeq and is a predicted model, not a curated record. Gene Ontology annotation, cellular component: Golgi membrane.
ACACAAACAUACGAAAUGAAACCAGCAGUUGCGAAUAGCCCUAAGACCUUUCAAUAAUAACAAAGUAGUUGAACAAUAUAUUAAGUUUUAAAUAUUUAAUUAUUAGUGAACAAUUAAAAAAAAAAAUGAAUGUUGUGACAGCUAUUAAACAUUACAUUACUCGAAUGACUGAAGAAAGUGGACCGGGUAUGAAAGUUCUUUUAAUGGAUAAACAAACGAUAAGUAUUGUCAGUUUGGUGUACAGUCAUUCGGAAAUUUUAAUGAAAGAAGUGUAUUUGUUUGAUAAAAUAGAUGCACAAGUACGUGGUGAAGAGCUUAGACAUUUAAAAUGUAUUGUUUUCAUCAGACCAACCAAAGAAAAUGUUGCUUUACUUUGCAAUGAAUUAAGAAAUCCAAAGUAUGGAAUUUAUUAUAUUUAUUUCAGUAAUAUCAUUCCAAAAGCUGAUAUUAAAUUAUUAGCUGAAAGUGACGAGCAAGAAGUUGUCAGGGAAGUGCAAGAGUAUUAUGCUGAUUACUUAGCGAUUAAUCCACAUUUAUUUUCAAUUGGAAUAAAUUCAUGUGCUGAAGGCCUUACAUGGAAUCCAGUGAAUUUACAUCGCUCUUGCGAAGGAAUUAUAUCAGUUUUACUUUCUCUAAAAAAAUGUCCUUACAUUCGUUACCAAAGUAGUUCAGAAAUGGCCAAAAGACUGUCUGAAAAAAUACGUGAAGUACUGAUAAAAGAAUCUAAUUCAUUUAAAUUUAGACAGGAGUCAGAUCCGCUUUUAUUGAUACUCGAUAGACGAGAUGAUCCAGUUACUCCAUUGUUGAAUCAAUGGACUUAUCAAGCUAUGGUUCAUGAAAUUUUAGGUAUUAAUAACAAUCGUGUUGACUUGUCCCAUAUACAAGGAAUUUCUAAAGAGUUACAAGAAGUUGUGCUUAGUGCUGAACAUGAUGAAUUUUAUGCUGAGGCUAUGUAUUUAAAUUUUGGUGAAAUUGGACAAACGAUAAAAGAAUUAAUGGAAGAGUUUCAAAGAAAAGCUAAGAAACAUCAAAAAGUUGAAAGUAUUGCAGACAUGAAAAAUUUUGUUGAAGCUUAUCCAUUAUUUAAAAAAAUGUCUGGUACUGUUUCUAAGCAUGUAACAGUUGUUGGUGAGCUCUCUAAUUUAGUUGGUAAUCAUAAUUUAUUAGAAGUUUCGGAGACUGAACAAGAAUUGUGCUGUCAAAAUGAACAUUCCAAUCAACUACAAAAAAUAAAGAAAUUAUUAAACAAUCCAAAAGUACGUGAUAUUGAUGCGACGAGAUUAGUGAUGCUGUAUGCAUUGCACUAUGAAAAGCACACAAAUAAUGAAAUAGGAACAUUAGUUGAAAUGUUAAAAAAACGAGAAGUUCCUGAAAAAUACACAAAACUUGUCUACAGUAUUUUAGAGUACAGUGGAAUAAAUCAAAGGCAGAGUAAUUUAUUUGACCGCGAAGCUGUUGCGAAGAUAACUAAAAAAUUAUUCAAGGGUCUGAGCGGUGUUGAGAAUAUAUACACUCAACACAAUCCGCUGCUCAGUGAAACUCUAGAAGAUCUCAUAAAAGGAAAAUUAAAUACUCAAACUUUUCCUUAUUUAGGACAAAUGACCAUGACUAAAAGGAUUCAAGAUGUAAUUGUAUUUAUAAUUGGUGGCGCGACUUAUGAAGAAAGUUUGGCAGUACAUAAUUUAAAUAAACAAAAUCCGAGUGUAAAAAUAAUACUAGGAGGCACAACAGUUCAUAAUUUUGAAAGUUUUUGCAAUGAAAUAAUAUCAGCGACUACUGGAAUUGUACCGAGAUAUAGAUCUCGAAAUAAUUAAAACUUUAAUUAAACAUAGAUUAGAUUUUAUAUAUUGCUAAUUAACUUAAAAAAGAAGAAUAUAUAAUAUUUAUCAUUCCUAAAAUAGGCUAUUUAUAUUUA